Messenger RNA from Ricinus communis (castor bean), 1844 nucleotides. Its product is annotated as developmentally-regulated G-protein 2. Gene Ontology annotation, molecular function: GTPase activity; GTP binding. Bases 354 to 1553 code for a protein of 399 amino acids. The transcript has 12 exons. Lineage: Eukaryota; Viridiplantae; Streptophyta; Magnoliopsida; Malpighiales; Euphorbiaceae. Gene Ontology annotation, biological process: cytoplasmic translation. The record is from RefSeq and is a predicted model, not a curated record. Gene Ontology annotation, cellular component: cytoplasm.
GUAUCAAUAAUUUAAUGAUUGGAUAUUUUAUACUGGAAUGAAAAUAAACCAACAAAGCCUUUUUUUUCCUUUCUGAAAAAAAAAGAAAGGAAAGAAAGGGUAAAUGGGCUUGGAUGUUACAUAUAGUCAUGAAAUGGGCUUAGUAAGAGCAAAGCAAAAUUGAAGUCCUACAAUCUUUACAUUCUUUUGUUAUGCUCUUCAUCAAACACUUCUCCGCUGUAUCUGCCACACUUGUUAUUUCUUUUCUCAUCUCAGUACCUGGGAUCGGCCUUCACUCAGUUCCUGUCACUCAUUCACUGAACGUUGUCGUAUCCAUUUCUUUCUGACUCUGUGGCAGCUAGAAUCAAGCCAAGAUGGGUAUAAUUGAGAGAAUUAAAGAAAUUGAAGCCGAGAUGGCUCGAACCCAGAAAAACAAAGCUACAGAGUAUCAUCUUGGUCAGCUCAAGGCAAAAAUAGCAAAGUUAAGGACGCAAUUACUGGAGCCUCCUAAAGGUUCUAGUGGAGCUGGAGAGGGUUUUGAAGUUACAAAAUAUGGUCAUGGACGUGUUGCACUGAUAGGAUUUCCAAGUGUGGGGAAGUCUACUCUCUUAACAAUGUUAACUGGCACUCAUUCAGAAGCUGCUUCAUAUGAGUUCACAACACUUACCUGUAUUCCUGGGAUUAUACACUAUAAUGAUACUAAAAUUCAGUUGCUUGACCUCCCUGGAAUUAUUGAAGGUGCUUCAGAAGGCAAGGGACGUGGGAGACAGGUUAUUGCUGUCUCCAAGUCUUCAGACAUAGUGUUGAUGGUUCUUGAUGCCUCAAAAAGUGAGGGCCAUCGGCAAAUAUUGACAAGGGAACUUGAAGCUGUGGGUUUACGCUUGAAUAAGAGACCACCUCAAAUUUAUUUCAAGAAGAAAAAAACUGGUGGCAUCUCUUUCAACAGCACCUUACCUUUAACUCAUGUGGAUGAGAAGCUCUGUUAUCAGAUUUUACAUGAAUACAAAAUUCACAAUGCAGAGGUGCUAUUUCGUGAGGAUGCCACAGUGGAUGAUCUUAUCGAUGUCAUUGAGGGUAACCGCAAAUACAUGAAAUGUAUAUAUGUUUACAACAAGAUAGAUGUCAUUGGUAUUGAUGAUGUUGACAAGCUAGCUCGCCAACCAAAUUCUGUUGUCAUCAGCUGCAAUCUGAAGCUCAACUUAGACAGACUACUGGCGAAGAUGUGGGAUGAAAUGGGGUUAGUGAGAGUCUACACAAAACCACAAGGCCAGCAGCCUGAUUUCACUGAUCCUGUAGUUCUUUCAGCUGAUCGAGGCGGCUGCUCAGUUGAAGACUUCUGUAAUCAUAUACACAGGAGUUUAGUGAAGGAUGUUAAGUAUGUGCUAGUGUGGGGAACGAGUGCACGACAUUACCCUCAACAUUGUGGCCUUAGUCAUGUCCUACAAGAUGAGGAUGUGGUUCAGAUUGUUAAGAAAAAGGAAAAGGAAGAUGGAGGCCGGGGUCGGUUCAAAUCACAUUCAACAGCUCCUGCUCGAAUCUCCGAUAGAGAGAAGAAGGCACCCUUGAAGACUUAACGUUAUCUACUGGCAUUGCUGUGGACAUCUAGCACUUGUGGUUCAGCCAAUGGAAUACUAGCGGCAAGACAGUGACUGCCAAUCUAGUUCUGGAAAUAGAUACACAAGUUGCUUAUGUUGUAAUUUUGAUGAGCCCUUUUUGGUCGUCUUCUUUCAUUUAUAAUAUAUUCCGAUUCUGAAGGCUGAGCCUCAGGUUUUAUGAGCUUUAGAAUUACAAAGACACAUGGCAUCAUUUUAUGCUCGAAUAUGCACUAUUCUCUCUUCAAUGAAAGGUAAAGAACAUUUCUGUUU